CUGCUACGCGUUAUAAGUUGAUUAUCUGGGGCAUACCGAGCGAGGGAUUGACCUGUUUUCUGCCAACCCAUCCCUCCGUGAUCCUCGACAACGGCGAUUCUACAAAUGCGUUUCUUGUGUUUACACGGACAAGGCAGCAAUGCCCGAAUCUUCCAGCAGCAGACUGCCGCACUGCGCUAUGAACUUGGAGACGACCACAGCUACGACUUCGUCAACGGCGCGGUCGCAUGGGAAACCGAUCGAGAUCUGGAUCAGUUCGUGAUGGGUGAAGAGCAAACGUUCGCGCACUGUGACCCCGACGGACCCGAAUCAUGCCUCCAAGCUCUGGAGCACCUCGAACGGUACAUCGCCGCGGAAGGACCUUACGACGGCAUCAUGGGGUUCAGCCAAGGGGCCAAUGUUGCCCUGAGCUGGCUGCUCAAGUUGCAGCGCGAGGCACGCCCACUGCCCUUCAGGUUCGGGGUCUUCUUCUCCAACCCGUGGGCUGUGUACGAUUACCAGGAGCUGGUGGGCGGUCGCAUUGUGCCCUUGCAGCGGGACGCGUGCGCGGGGAUGCUGGAUCUGCCGACGGCGCAUAUCUGGGGGUCGGCGGACAAGAACGCACCGGCGUCGGAGGCGAUCACGGCGGCCUGUGUGGAAGGCAAGCGAUCAGUCUGGGUUCAUAACAAGGGCCAUGAGAUUCCCGUCAACACUGACGCGGUGAUCGCGAUGGGGAAGACGAUCACCCGGGCGCUGGUGAGAGCUUCGACGACGCAAUAUGCCUAGCUAGUCCUCCCUCCAGUGGAUUAGCAAAUGUACCAGUGGUUUGCUGCCCGUAGUUGAUCCUUCACCCUCGUCUCCGUCGGGGUUCUGCUGAGCGAGCAAACGGCAAAUGCAAAUGAAGAUGAGAUGCGUAGCGUAUAGGGGGGCGUAAACCGAGCUACCAAGACGGGAGAGAAAGAGGGGAAAGGGUCUGCCAGCCGUGUUUCGUGCAACUCCUGGCAUUAUCCUGACUGGUGGACGAUAGCCAAGAGGGACUGUAUCUGUACACUGCCUCGGUAGCAGUCUUCUGCAG
Molecule: messenger RNA, 1054 nt
Organism: Aspergillus aculeatinus CBS 121060
Lineage: Eukaryota; Fungi; Ascomycota; Eurotiomycetes; Eurotiales; Aspergillaceae
Exons: 5
Coding region: 106-765 (219 amino acids)
Cellular component (GO): cytoplasm; nucleus
Source: RefSeq, a predicted model, not a curated record